Molecule: messenger RNA, 1197 nt
Organism: Anopheles cruzii
Lineage: Eukaryota; Metazoa; Arthropoda; Insecta; Diptera; Culicidae
Product: glutamyl aminopeptidase-like
Exons: 2
Coding region: 28-996 (322 amino acids)
Biological process (GO): proteolysis; peptide catabolic process
Cellular component (GO): cytoplasm
Molecular function (GO): peptide binding; metalloaminopeptidase activity; zinc ion binding
Source: RefSeq, a predicted model, not a curated record
AUCUCCUAUGACGUUGCACUGUCGCUGAUGCAGUAUCUGGAGCGUGAAACCGAAUACAUACCCUGGAGCACGGCGUACAACGCACUGCUGCACCUGGAUCGCAUGUACUCGGGACAAGAAGGGUACUCAAGAUUUGAAACAUUCGUACGCACCAUAACAGGUUGUAUGUACGAAAACGUACGUUUAGUCGGCCCUAAUGACCACAUUUCUCGUCUGCAUCGUGGCAACACCGUGUACCUUGCCUGCUACUCCGGAGUGCAGGCCUGCCUGGGCGAUGCCACAACGCAGAUCCAAGCUACCAUCGAAAACCCUUCGUUCAAAGUUCCCGAAGAGGCACAAGCGGCGGUGUUCUGUGCCCUUCACAAGCAUCGGCUACCCGUAGAGCCGGACUACCAAAUGACAUGGUUUGAGAAUCAAUUUUCAACCCAGGACAGUUCCGAGCUGGAUGUAGAACUGAUUAACCGCUACCUGACCAGUGUCGGUUGUUCACGAAACGAAACCAUUCUGGAGUACUUCCUCUCGCUCACGAACUUCAAUUAUCCGGGGCUUCCAAUAACGGCAGCCAUGAAAAAUCAAAUUUUUGUCGGCCUUGCUAACGGUGGACCCACCGCCCGUAUGGCUGCGUUGCGGUAUUUGAAUGAGCAUUUCUCCACCGUUACGUAUUUACUACCCAACGUGGGGCCCAUCUUCACCGAACUGGGCAAUCGCAUCAAUGUCCAAUCGGAACGUGAUCUGCUUCAAGAAAUCGUAACAAAGUACGGACACACCUUGGCUGCUGCAGCGAAAGACGCCGCUGAUCAAGCUCUCGUGCAGGCGUACCAAAACAUUCGCUGGAUGCAAAAGUACGCUCCCACCGUGACCACUUGGUUAACUGACGCAAUGUACGAGGGAACUACUACGCCGAAACCACAGGGUGGCGGUGCCGGUCGCACAUGGAGUACCCAUGCUCUAGUGGCGACUGGACUAGUUUUGAUCGUUGUGAAUACGUUGGCAUAAGUUUGCCUAAAUUAAGAAGCACUGGUAACGUUCACUGGAGUGACCACCUUUGGGUGAGUUCGUUCCGUUUAUUGUAGUCAUCAUCCACUAUAGAAAGUAAUUGGUGCUCCAAUAAAGCAAUAGUAAGCAACCGUUACGGUUGCUGGAUAGCGACCGCGAUCACGUUCUUGAUCCAGUAGUAGUACUCGCUCAUCCGUUGAU